Messenger RNA from Dothidotthia symphoricarpi CBS 119687, 1182 nucleotides. RefSeq lists its product as uncharacterized. The coding region runs from base 296 to 1120 and encodes 274 amino acids. Gene Ontology annotation, molecular function: phosphatase activity. NCBI's taxonomy places the organism in Eukaryota, Fungi, Ascomycota, Dothideomycetes, Pleosporales, Dothidotthiaceae. The transcript is spliced from 4 exons. The record is from RefSeq and is a predicted model, not a curated record.
UGUAGGAGUCUUGUACCUGGGUUUAUACCGGUAUACGCCUAGUCUACACAUUUAUAAACUUAUAGUCAUAGUUUUGCUUCUGUGGGAUCCACAAAAAACGCAGCCUACUCCCCGCUUUUGCACUUAACCAAAAGUUUCCAAUUCGCGUGCCAAGCCCAUGUCAUGCAGAUGACGCUGUGUGGACCCUGAAUCGGCCUCAGAGACGCCCCGCCAGAUAAUUUCCUGCAACGUCAACACCAGCAUCUCACUUUCCUCUUGACUUUCUAUACAUACACGUGUUACCCAUUCAGACAAGAUGAGUGUACAAAAUGGCGCAGCGGACCUUCCCGCCAUGAAAAACAACCCCAAGUUCAUCUUCUUCUCAGAUUUUGACGGAACCAUCACAUUACAAGACAGCAAUGAUUUCAUGACCGAUACCAUUGGCUAUGGCCGCGAAAAGCGUCGCGAAGGUAACAUCAACUGCUUGAACGACAAAGUUACAUUUCGCGAUUCCUUCUACGAGAUGAUGAGCAGCGUCACCCGCCCGUACGACCAAUGCAUCCAGUACCUUGUCGACAACAUCAAACUCGACCCCGGCUUUGCGGAGUUCUUUCAGUGGAGCUUGGCGAACAACAUACCAGUCGUAGUGCUAAGCAGUGGCAUGGAACCCAUCAUCAAAGCACUUCUGGAGAAGCUGGUGGGCCCAGACGCGAACAAGAUGCAGGUCCUUGGUAACUACGUGGGCGCGAGACAAGGCAAGAGUAUCAAUGAUGAGGCUGGUUGGGAAAUUUUGUUCAGACACCCCGAGUCCGGGUUCGGGCACGACAAAUCGGUGGAGCUGAGAAAAUACUCGAGUCUGCCAGCGGAUAAACGACCUGUUCUCUUUUAUUCGGGGGAUGGAGUAUCUGACCUCAGCGCCGCGCGGGAAACCGACCUGCUGUUCGCCAAGAAGGGGCACGAUUUGAUCAACUACUGCGCGCGCGAGGAUGUGCCUUUUACCGUCUUCGAGGACUGGUCCAACAUCCUGGCAAAGUGCAAGGAGAUCGUCGAGGGCAAGACGACUGUGCAGCAGGCUGCUAAAGAUGGCUUUGAGGCAUACAAGAACGGUGCUGCUGGUUUUGAGAAGGCUACUGUGAAAUAAGCAUAUCACGGCAGGAACGAUUUUACCCAGAAAUCCAGAGCGUGGCGAAUCAUAUACAUUGG